Molecule: messenger RNA, 670 nt
Organism: Aaosphaeria arxii CBS 175.79
Lineage: Eukaryota; Fungi; Ascomycota; Dothideomycetes; Pleosporales
Exons: 1
Coding region: 92-292 (66 amino acids)
Source: RefSeq, a predicted model, not a curated record
CAUACUCCCACUCUUAUACACAUACAUACCACCUUCUCCAUGUCUAUCAAAUAACUGAACACCAUCCCAUCUCAUCUCAUCUCACCGCGCUAUGCAAUCUCAAGUCCUCGCCUGUCUACGUGAGCCACCCGCCCACCACCCGCGCCGCCAUAUUAGGGGCUUUUCCCUAUCCUAUUUCCCUCCCACCUUGCCCCAAGUGCACCCACCAGUCCACAGUCCCAAUCCCCUAAAACCAAAAACUCCCCUUAAGGCUAUGGAUCGCCCCGGCCCUUACCCAUCCCAUCCAUUCUAACAAGGACUGCGAAGGGGCCCUAUUGUAAACUACCCACAUUAAUCUCAACCACAACUUUUCUGGUAUUUCUCCGUUGGGCGGCCCGUGCGGUUCCGGGGGUCUUGAUUGGUUGGUUCCCCUAUUUUUUGUCUUUUGAGAUAGAAAGAUUGAGAGGGAGAUGGAGGGAGAUGGGGGGAGGACUGUGCUCUGAGAGUUACUUGAUCCGAUGGGUGAGGAUGGUGCUAAGAGAGUAGGACGGUAGUUCUCAUCGGGCGGGUUGGAUCGUUGGCGUUGUCGUUGGAAGAGACGUUGGCGUUGAACGGCUGGCUGGCUGGCUGCUGGUCUGGCUACUGGUCUGGUUUGGUGGCUGUCUGUAGUAAUUUAACAGUCGUUGUCUGC